GCCGUCGUGAUUGGUUUAUUAUCGCGAUCCACGCGUCGUCUCGCGAGAGUAAUAUUCGUCAUCACACUGCCCUACUCGGACGUGUUUAGUUUAUAUUUUGAUCAUCAAAUAAAGAUAGUUUUUGUUUUUGUUAGAAAGCAAAACAACGCGCUUUGAUCUUGUUGUAGAGGGUGAUCGCGAGUGACAAUUACUGCCAGUUGACGUGAUGUGCCAAACCGGUCAUCAAAGCUAGCUAUUACCACAGGUGUGUCCUUAGUAUAAGAAGAAUGAACAAAAAAUGACAAAAAACGGCAGACAUAAGGCAGCCACCAACCAGAUGAUCUUGAUCUGUGAGAAGAGUUUUGAGAGCAGCUGGUUCGCGAUCAUUUGAACGGUGAAGACGAGCGGUCGGCCAGGGCUGCAAAAUGGUGAUCAGUGCUCCCGGCAAGAUGUUUCUGGUGACCUGUUUGCUGUUUGCUAUAUGCGUGGCCCUAUUCUUCACGUUGGUAACGCUGAAAAAGAACGAACGGUUGCUGCAGUGGGAAAAUUUCAUGCGGAGAGGUCAGUCCAGGCUGACCGAGACCGGGGGCACCAAUCAUUGGUACUUUGUGGUCAGAGACCUUGACAAAAUCAAAGCCAUAUCGGAGGUGCGGAACAUCGAACGAUCAUCGCGCCUGGAGAAAACUGCCACUGGCUUCGUAGUGCAGGGCGUAGACUACGAAAUCGUGUUCGACCGUCUCUCGCUGCCACCGAGCGAACCUGAGGACUUUGCCCUGUCGCUGGUCAAGCGGAGACUGUACCGCUGGGAUGCCAAACCUCGCAGCUACGACGAUAAGGGUUGAUGGGGGAUUUACGCGAACGGAUAAGACGAACUGAGUUGAAUAGAAAACUGUUACCAGAAUAUGACAUUUGAAAGUGUAGCUUCUUUAGUUGGUAGUCAAAUAUUUGUGAUAGUUUAUGUUAGAUUAGGUAAUAAGGCUGACUACUCUUUUACUUAACAUUUCACAAAAAUGGAGUGGUGGCUUCGUAAUGACAUUAUUAUUUUUAUUUAAACUGAAUUUGUUGGAAACUAAACUAUUUCAUUAAACUAAGACAAAAAUGUGAACCCCUCAUAAUAAAGCAUAGAAUUACCUGUUUAGAACAAA
Molecule: messenger RNA, 1124 nt
Organism: Armigeres subalbatus
Lineage: Eukaryota; Metazoa; Arthropoda; Insecta; Diptera; Culicidae
Exons: 3
Coding region: 405-821 (138 amino acids)
Source: RefSeq, a predicted model, not a curated record